AUGAAUAAUGAACCUACAAAUAAUGAUAAGAAUUAUUUAAGAAAUAUAUUUAAUUGUACUGAUAAGAAAAUAAAAUUAUUUAAAUCUUACUUAAAAAACAAAUUAGAUAUUGAUUCUUUUACCUUAGGUGAAUAUUGUUUUAAACAUGAUGAGAAAUUCCAGAAAAGUGUGUUGUCGAAUAUAUUAAAAGAACAAAUAAUAAGUAAGAAGGAUAAGAAUAAAUUAUAUUUAAUAAAUGAAAUAAUAAUAGAUACAUCAUUUUUUGAAGAGAAUUAUGAUUUUCAAUAUUUUUUAGAAAAUGUUUUAUUAUUAGAAGAUUUAGUUUUAAAAAAGUUGGAUAAUAAAUUAAAUGAUGAGGAUUUUAUAUUUAAAGAAAAUAAAAAAUUAUCUAUAAAUAAUUGGAAAGAAUGUUAUAGUCAUAUUAAGAAAAAAUUAAAUAUCAAAGGUAUGGAUGAAAAAAGUAAGAUAUAUAAUAAUUCUAUUUUAUUAUUUAAUUCUACUAAAUUUUCAUAUGAUGAUAUAAAUUGUUGUGAUUCUUUUUAUGGUUUAAAAGUAUGGGAUAUAUUAUUUAAUUAUGUGUCAUUCGAAUUUUUAAAUUAUUUAUUGUCUAAUACACUUAUAUUUAUAUCAGACUUCUUUUUUGUCAAUACAAAUAAUCAUUUUAAAACAUAUAUAAAAUCAUCUUACUUUAUUAAAAUUGCAGAAAUACAAUUAAAUUAUCAAGAUGCUCAAAAUGUGGAAAGAAAUAUUAUUUCAAAGAAAAAAAAUUUAUAUUAUAAAAAUACUAAACUGGUUAAAUUAACAUAUCAAAAAAAAAGCAUAAAAGAUAAUGCAACACCAAAUUUAACCGUGAAAAAAAAAAAAAUAAAUAAAAAAAAUAUAAAUACAAAUGAGAAUAUAAAUAGUUAUAUAUAUAAUAUAUCAAAUCAAAAUAAUGAAAUCCAACAAUAUAAUAUUAAUCAUAUCAAUAUGGACAAAAAUACUAUAAACAAACCGAAGGAGUCGCAGAAUUUUAUUAUCAAUAAUAAAUUAUUGGAUGAUCAACUUUUAUAUUAUAAAACAAAUAAAAAUAAUGUAAACACGGAUAUUUAUUCAAAUGAUAAUAAAACGGCUAUUAGUACUAACCAAUAUGUAGAUGUACAUAACCAUAUAAGUGAUCCAACAAGGAAAAAUAUAUUUUAUCAUAGUGUAAACAGCUUUUCGUAUGAAACAAGUUCGAACGUUUUUAAUUAUGAUAAUCUGAAACAACAUACAACAUAUAUAGAUACACCAAAUAAAAGUCAAACAUGUAUUAAUAUGACUAAUCAUCAUGAAAUAGAUGAAAAUUCAGAUAAAGAAUUAAAAAAUCAAAAAUAUAAUCAAUAUGAAUAUGUAGAUAACGUAUGUACAGGGAAUAAAAAUAUAUCAAACGAAAAUAUAAGUGAUAAAUGUAUUAUUACUAAAACGAUCCCUCAAAAAUAUAAUAUUAAUAAAAAAUAUAAAUACUUAUUAAAAAAAAAAUACCAUAAGAUAUACACAAAUAACGACCAUUCAUAUGGAAAUUAUUUGUAUCUUCUUCAGUGUAGUGGAAGAAUUUUAAAAAAUGACUUUUUUAAGGACAUGAAACAAAUACAAGAGGAAAGAAAGAAAUACACAUCAAAUAUUAAGAUGAACAAUGAAUAUACAAAUAAUAUUAUAAUAAACAACAACAAUAAUAAUAAUAAUAAUAAUAAUAAUAAUAAUAAUAAUAAACAUAAUAAUAGUGUGCAUAGGUUGGGACAUGUGAACGAUUUGUCCUCCUCUAUUAUAUGUCCAUCUUCUAACAUCCCUCACUGUAAUAAUUACAAAGAAUGUAAUGAAAAAGUAACACAGAUAAAGAACAAUUCCUUACUAAUAACAGAAAAUUUGUCAAAAAAAAAAAAAUUGUUACCACAAAUAGAUUUCUUUUCUGAUGAUAGAAAGAGGAAAUGCUCAUCAGUUGGUUAUGACAUAAAAAAGAAGAAUGUUAGUAAUAUUAAAAGAUAUCAUAAUAAAAUAAACAAAAUGAAUGAAAAAAAAAAAAAAUGGAAUAAAAUAAUAAUCAAUAGAAACAACAUUUUACAACACAAUACAACUAAUAAAUGUAAAACAUUUCUAUUUAAUAAACACAUAAUAUUUGAUAAAAUAGAAAAUAACAAUAUUCCUUUAUUUAUUUAUGAUUUAUUAAAUUAUAUAUUUAAAUCAGAUCAAACAUAUUUUUAUCAUAAUAAUUUUAUAGAUGAAUAUAAGCAGAAAAUAUGUAAACAAAUAAAAUGUUCAACUAAAAAAAAUGAUAUAUCUCAUAUAAUUACAUCUAGGAAAGAAAAUAAUUUAUUUCAUGUACAAAAACUUGAAAAUAAUUAUAAAUGUCCAAAUAUAUAUAAACAAUUAAGAAAGACAAAAAUUUUGAAAUAUGUAUAUGAUUAUUUUAAGGAAUUUAUUAAUAAUGUAAUUAAUACCAAAUUUGGUAAAAUAUAUAGAAAAUUUUUUCCUCGAAAACAUAUAUUAAAUAAAAUAUAUAAAAUAUUUAAAAUUAUAAGAUUACAAAUAAUAAAAAAAUAUCAUAUUAUAAAUAUACGAAAGAAUAGAAAAUUUAUUAAACAAAAAGUAUAUGAUACCUUUUUUAAAAAUUAUGAUUUCUUAUCAUUUUCAUUCAAAACAUAUAAGAUUAUUAAUUUUAUCGUAUAUAUAACCAAAAAAUGUAUACCUAUCAAAUUAUUAGGUAGUAAACAUAAUUUCAAAAUAUUUUUAAAAAAUGUAAAAAGAUUUUUGUUAUUUAAUUAUAAAGAAAGUUUUUCUUUGAAUCAAGUAAUGAAAAAUAUUAAAGUAAAAAAUAUAUUCCAAAAAAAAAUAAGUAAAUGUAAUAAUAUAAAAAAUACAGUCUUAUUAAAUAAAAUAUCUUAUUAUAAUAACUAUCACAAAAGAAUUUUACUUAAUAAUAAUAAGGAAAUCAUAACAAAUAUAAAUGAUAACAUAAAAAUAUAUAAUGAAACAAAUAAUAAUUUUAAUAAUUCAUUUAAAACACCUACAUUAUUCAAUAAAAUGAGGAGAAAAUAUUUCAAUAAAAUUAAAAAAAUUAAUAUAUGUAUACAAAAAAGACAUCUUAUGAAUAGAUUAAUAUAUUUCCUUUUUAAUUAUUUUAUUAUGCCACUAAUUAGAAGAUUUUUUUUUCUAACCAAAUCUGAGCAAACCUUACAUAAAACAAUUUUCUUUGAUAGAAAAAUUUGGAAUCACUUCACAAAAAUUUCCAAUUUUUGUCUUUACCAUCAAAUAUUUACGAAUAAAAAGUUAAAAAAAAGAAAUGAACCCAAAAUGGAUAAUGCACAAAAUAUAUUAAAUGUGAACAAAAAAGCUGAAAAACUAAAAACAAAGAAAUAUACAUCUAUUAAAAAAAUUAAAAAAUUCAGUACUAAUAAAUGUGUAAAUAAUAAAUUUUCAAAAAAUUGUAACACAAAAAAAAAAAAUUUAUAUAACAUCACACGUCAUAAUAAUAUAUUUGUUAAAAAGGAUAUGGAACAAAAAUCAAAAACUAACAUUUUAAUUAAUAAAAGUAUAGAUAAUUUAUACAAAUUAAAAGAAAUUAAUAAAAAAAAUGUUAGACCAUAUAUCAAAAAAUUUUACUAUAAAAUAAGAAAAAAAUAUUUUGCUCUAAAAAAAAUGUAUAUUCAUAUUAGAAUGACAAAAGAUGAAAAACGUGACAUAAAAUUAGAAAAAAAUUUGAAACAUUUUUUUAUUUUUGCUCAAGAAAAAGAGCACAUAUUGAAAUAUUUUAGUUCUCAUUUUUUUCAAAAGAGGAAGAUAAAUUAUAGUAAACGAUUUAAUAAACUAAUACAUAGAAUAAAAAAUAUUAUAAUAAAGAAAAACAGUGGAAUUACUAAAAAUAAGGAUAAGACAUUUUCACAACUAAUCAAAAAUAAAACUAACAACAUCAACAAUAAGAAUAACAAUAAUAAGAAGAAAAAAAAGAAGAACAAUAAUAAUAAUAAUAAUAAUAAUAAAAAGGUUAAACAUAGUGAGAACAACACAAGUGAUAAUCCCAGUUUAGAAAAAAAAAAAAAAAAAAAAAUAUACAUACAUAAAAUAAAAAAUAUUAUAGAGAAAAGAAAUUUUAUGUUAAAAUUAAAUUCAAUCAAUCAUUUUAUAUCUAAAAAGUUAAGAAUUAAUUGGAUACCGAAAAAAAAAGGAUUAAGACCAUUAAUUAAUUUGUCUACUUUAAAUGUCCCAGAAAUUGUGAAGCAACGAAUUUUUGAAAUUUUGAAAAGUAAAAAAAGCAGUGAAUUUUAUUUCCAUAAUAUUUUGAAUAAUUUAGAAAGAGAAAAGAAAGAUAAAAAUAUAAAGAAAAGAAAAAAAUAUAAUAAGAAAAAUUUUAAUCCUGUAUCAUUAAACAAUAUAUGUAAUUUUUCCUUGAAAUGCUUAGGUAAUAUGAGACAUAAUAAUAAUUCCUUAUUUAAAAAUACAUUAACAAAAACAGGAGAAAUUGAAUUAAAAUUAAAAAUAUGGUUACAUUAUUUAAAGAAUUGGUUUUAUAGAAAAAAACGAAUGAAAAAAUAUAUUAAAAAUAAAUUAAAAAACAAUAAAAAGAUAUAUGCAUAUAUAUGUAUCGGAGAUUUUUCAAAUUGUUAUGAACAUAUAAAUCAUAAUUAUUUAUUCAAAAUUUUAAAAAAUUUCUUUGAUAAUAUAACUAAUUUUGAAUUUAUUUAUUUAUUUAAAAGAUCAUUUAGAUUAUAUAAUAAGAAUUUAAAUAAUUCCUUUUUAUCCUAUUAUCCAGUUAAUGUAAAAUCAUUUGGUCUACAUUAUAUAAGAAACUUACGAGAACUUAUAAUUAAAUCAAAUAUCAAUGAUAAUCAUCACUUUUUAUUAAAUCAAAUGUUUAAAACAAGAUCAAAAUCGGAUUUAUAUAUUUUUGCCGAUUCGUAUAAAAGUCUUCAAGUUGACAAAAGGGAUAUUUUCAUGACUAUUAUUACUGUUAUUAGAUAUUACUACCUCAAUAUAUAUUUUAGUAUAAAAGAAUUUAAACUUAAUAGGAAAAAUAUUUUCUAUUUUCAAAUAUUUCAAGAAAAUCAAAUGAAGAGUGUUUAUUUGAGUGUUCGUGAUAAGAAAAAAGUUGAAAAUAUUAAAAAUUGGUAUUUAAACAGCAUGAAAAAAAUAAAUCAUGAGGAAAUACUAACAAGUUUAAAAAAUUCAUCCAUAAAUGUAAAUAAUAAAAACAAUAUGAUAUGUAUGAAUCUUGAGCAAGAUACACAAGAAAAAGGAAAUACACAAAAUGAAGAGAAGAAUGAUAUUUAUAUUGGACCAAUAUAUAAUAAAUCGUGUAACAGCACAAUAAUUAACGAUAGUAGUAAUAAUAAUAAAUGGAAUAAUAUCAAUGUGAGUAUGGAUAAUAAGAAUGAUGUACUAUUACAUAAAGGUAAUACUAAUAUGAAUGGGUAUUAUAUGAAUGACAUAAAAUGUAAUAAUAAUAGCAAUAAUAAUAGUAAUAAUAAUAGUAAUAAUAAAUUAAAAUGUGUUACGAGAAAUGUAAACAAUGACAUAAUAAAAUACCAUAAAACUAUCGACACAGAUAAUAGUAAAAACAACCAUGCUUACUUUAAAAAUAAAUUCCUAAAUUUUUUGGAUAAAAAAAUUAUUAGUAAUAUAUAUGGCUUACCACAAGGUUUUAGCUUAUCUAAUAUAUUGUGCUCCUUAUAUUAUGCAUAUUUAGAUAAAAAUGAAGAGUUUCAAAAUUUAUUAUAUUCAGAAAAACAAAACAAUAAUAAAUAUUUCUCAGCAAAUGGAAAGUGUAAUUAUUUCAAUUUAGAUUCUAUCAUGCUCCGAUUUAUUGAUGAUUUUUUAUUUAUAACUCUUAAUAAAAAAAAUAUUAAAAUUUUUAAAAACUUGCUCUUAAAAAAAAAAAUAUGGGGAAGUAAUAUUAAUUCAUCCAAAACCAAAAUCUUCAAAAUACCACUUAUAUAUAAAAAUGAUUUACUAAUAUAUAAUUUUCGAAAUAAAUGCCAACAAAAAAAUAAACAUAAAAUAAAAAAAAAAAUAAACAUACAAAAUAGAAGGAUCAAAUAUAAACAUAAUGAGUUAGUCAAUACUAAUCAAAAAAAAAAAAACAGAUUUGUUCAAAAAGAUAAAAUAAAUAAAUAUAUAAAUGUCAUAAACCCAAUAAUACAAAAAAAUGAUUCAACCAUGUCUUCUAAUUCUAUUAUGAAUUUUGAAGCCUUACCUAAUAAAGGAAGUAAUAAAAGUUACAGUUCAAUAUAUACAGAUAUCCCAAAUAGUGUUGUAAAUGACGAUAUAGAAUAUAAUCAAAACAGUGAUAAUAAUUCAUAUAGUAGUAAUAAAUUAUACAAUAAUGUGAAUAUGACUCAAAAUAGUCAUAAUAAUAAUGUUAAUAUUUUUAAAAAAGAACAAAACCAAAGUUUUCAAUGCUUUAAUAGUAACAAUAUAUAUAUUCAAAAUGAUAAAAAAGAAAAUAAUAUUUUACAAAUUAACAAAAAGUUAUCUUCCAAUGGAAAUUUAACAAAAAAAAAUAAAAAAAUAAAUACUCUAACAUGUUUACAAAUUGAUAAAGUUAUAAAAACCUUAAAAUGUAAGAAAAAAUAUAUAAAACAUAUAAAAAAGUUCAAGUAUAUGAAUAAAUUUGUAAAAUUUCAAAAGUUUCAAAAUACCUCUUUUGAAUUAAAAAUUAAUAAAAUUAAUAAAAAUAUUAGAAGAUUGAAUAAAUUAAAAAAACGUAAAAAUCAUUCUAUAAACAUUGCACCUGUUAGUUCUAUAGAAUGGUUAAAUAAUUCAUACACAUUUGAUUUUAUUAAUAAUUCUAUACAAAGUACUUCAUAUCCAUGGAAAAAUAAAUCUGAUGCUACUAUUAGAAAUCAUUUGCAUUUACAUAAUGUUAUAAUAGAUAAAAAUAAUAAAACAUAUUUUAUGAAAUAUCUAGUUGAAAAUAGAAUUGUACGAAAUAUUAUAUCCAAACAAAAAAAAUGUCAAUCCUUAUAUAAAAAUAAGCAAAAUGUUUAUUUCUGUUAUAAAAAUAAUUUUAUCUUAUUAAAAUCAUCUAUAUUAAAAUUCAUAUGUUGUAUUAAAACACUCAAAAAAAUGUUUAAUGCAUUUACAAAUUCUACAUAUAAUACCAAUUUUAUAUUAUUUCUCAUAUCGUAUAUGAACAAAGUGUUAAUAAAAAAUAAAAAACUCAAAUUUGUCAAAUUGUUUUUAAUCCAAACUGCAAUCGAAGCUUUCCGUUAUGCCAGAAUUUUUAAUCACCAAGAUUCCUUUUAUCCGUGUCUCCAACAUUUUAAGAAAAUCAAAAAAAGAUUAAUUCACAAAUACAAAAUUGGAUAUAACAAAAAUUUACUGCGAGAAUUUUUUUAUCUGUUUAAUUUUAUCAAGAAGGAGUUGUAUAAUUCAUGGCCUUACAUGUUCAAAAUAAAAAAUUAA
This is a messenger RNA of Plasmodium gaboni, 7416 nucleotides long. RefSeq names its product putative telomerase reverse transcriptase. The transcript has a single exon. Gene Ontology annotation, biological process: telomere maintenance via telomerase. Lineage: Eukaryota; Apicomplexa; Aconoidasida; Haemosporida; Plasmodiidae. The record is from RefSeq and is a predicted model, not a curated record. Gene Ontology annotation, molecular function: telomerase RNA binding; telomeric repeat DNA binding. Bases 1 to 7416 code for a protein of 2471 amino acids. Gene Ontology annotation, cellular component: telomerase catalytic core complex.